AUGGCAGCUCAAAUUGCCCAGUGCACCAUCGACAAGAUCAAGGACUCGAGUGCCAAUAAUGGUCCUGAUAUAUUUAAGUUCACAUCACAACCUGUAUCAAAAACUGUUAAUCCUGGUGGAACUGUUACUCUGUCCUGUGUAGCUACUGGAAGAACUGGUAUUAUAGCAUACUCCUGGUACCAGCUAAAAUCAGACUUCAAUGCUCCUCCUCAGAACACAGACCUGAUUAGUGGAGCUACAGGAGCAGAGUAUUUAGUGGACGCAGUUGAUGUUGAUGAAAGUGGAGAGGGUAAUUUGUUCCAGUGUAAAGCUACUUAUGGAGACGAUAUUAUUCUCAGUAAAGUUGCAAUGGUAAAGUACACAUUGGACGACAAGUUAAGUUUCACUGGGGACAGCUAUGAAAAUAUAAAAUCGGAAACCGGAGAUGAUGAAGCUGACCCUAGUGCCUUUCUUUGGAGGUUAAAGUGCAAUGGUCAUGCUGAUUGGAGUACAGCAAUCAAAAAUGGAGAACCCUACGAUGUUUACUGGUACAAAGGAACUGAGACUGACAGGGUUGAAGUUAAAUAUACGAAUAUGUGGACAUAUUACACAAGUGGGUCUACUGGUUCUAAUUCUAUAACACUUGAUAUUGGAGGCAGUAAAUAUGCAGAAUAUACAGACUUAGGUCAAUACGACCUGGUAAUAUUUAACCCUCAGACGUCUGAUGGUGGAACUUAUUAUUGUAAAGCAGUGUCAAGGGGUAACGGAAACAGUGUCACAUUAGGUUCAACAAUCCUAGAUGUUAAAGAACAGAAUAAUGAUUAUGAUAUUCAAUCUGGAGUCAUAGCAGCGGGGUAUGUUGUGCUGGCUGUUGAUGAAACCGGAGAUCGCAAAGUCACCCCAAAUGUUGGUGAUAAAGUUCUUCUGAUGUGUGGAGGUGUUUGUAGAGCUAGUGAUAAAUGGGAUAUUCAGUACAAAUGGAGGAAAGGUAGCAACUCUAAUAGUCCUGAAGUAUCUACUUCGAGAGAGCAUAUUGUGCAGACUGACAGUGCUGGGUCUGUAGAAUACAGAUGUGAGAUAGUGAAUGGUGCUUCCUGUGGUAAUCCUGACGCAGAGAAAGUGUUGUUUGUUGUUCAAGCUGCUGAGAUUGAUCCCCUUCUCCAGUUCACAUUCUCCAAGUCUCCACCUGAGUACAUGUGGUAUGACACCUCUGAUAACUCUAAGUCUGACAACCCCUUUGAGAUAAACUGUGAUGGCUCUGUCUCUUCUGGGAGUGCCACAUUUAUAAAACAUAUUUUCAAGAAAGGAACUCGUGUAUCCCUUACAUUUCCUUACACUUUUGAGUCUGAUAUCAAGUCAGCAAGAAGUGGAGUGUAUCAAUGUGGGCUGUACAAUGACCCGGUCAAAAUGACUUGGUAUCAAAAAACGACGAACGUUAUUAUCGCUAGUGAUCCGACUAGUAGCAUCACUCCUACAAGUAAAAGUGUGGAAGAUGGCACUUCAGCUACAUUUACAUGUACUGUGGGUGGGUACCCUAUAGAAUCAGUUACUAUCAGUGAUCCAAAAUCUGUGAGGACAGAUUGUCCACAAACUAGUGGAGACAUAACUUGUAGUUCUAUUGCCAAUACUUCAAAAUAUGAGAUCACUGUGUCCGGAUUUAGUUCUGCAAAGAACGGAGAUUACACGUGCACAGUGCAAACAAGAUGGUAUAAAACUGACAGUACUGACAUGGGGAAAGUUAGCUCUGAUAAGAUAACACUACAAUACGUGAAAGCAAGUACUACUGAGCUGACUGCCAGUAAAACGUCAGUCAACAAAGGUGAUAGUAUCACUUUAACCUGUGUUGUUGAGGGUUACCCGGAACCUAACAUACCAACUCUCAAAAAGAAAGGUUCUUCAUCCCCAAUAGCCUGGACAUCAACAUGCACAGGAACUAAUGUAAAGAAAUGCUUAAAAACUUUCUCUUCUCCAACGUAUUCAGAUUCAGGAGAAUAUUUGUGUGAAGGCAGCAAUACCAUUGAUGGUGUUUCAAAAACAUCUGAUGAUGAUGUCAGCUUAACGAUAGUGGGAGAUGUGGAGGCAAGUUUAGCCCAAUCCCCUUCAGGAACCGAACUGGACAAGGACUCUCCUGUAACUUAUACUUGCAAAGUCGAGGGAAAUGCUCUACCAACUAAACUGACUUUUAAGAAAGGCAAUGUAGCCUUAAAAUCGUAUGAUUCAUCAGACAGUAGUAGUAGUCAUGCUGAUGUUGUGAAAGAAACUUACUCCCUUUCAUACACGCACACGAUCAGUUCGUUAACAUUAGAAGACUCGGCAGUGUAUAUGUGUGAAGGUGAAAAUGACAACAGUGGCAUAAAAACGGAUGGUGACACCAAAACUCUAACCGUAGUGUCUGAUGUAAUUGUUACCCUCUCAGCAAGCACUGAUACUCCUUCUUUUGGGGAUACCUUUACUAUCACCUGUUUAACAACUGGAGGAAGAAAACCUGAAAGUGUUGAACUGAAACACGACUCUAUAUCCAUCAAAUCCUACCCAACUAAUAGUGGUUUCUGCUCAAGCACUGAUUCAUUCUCGUUGAAGUGCACAUACACAACUACUGCUGACUAUACAAGUGGAGGAAAAUAUGAAUGUAUCGGAAAAAACAUUGUGGCAAACAACAAGGAGGUAACAACUACCGAGCUUAUAGAUGUUUAUGUGUCUCAAACUGUGGAAGUAUCUAUGACUCCAUCCAGUGAAUCUGAAGUUCCUACCGGUAUUGGCUUUACUAUAACUUGUCACGUUGAAGGAGGAGGUCAACCCCACAAAGUAACUCUGACUACACCAGACAGUACAGUGUUAACUUGGCUGGGAGAUUCUAGCUCCGGAGGUACAUUAACUUGUAUUGGAACCUUUGAAUUGACAUGUAAACAUACAAUAUCGAGUCCCACAUACACUGAUGAGGGAGAUUAUAGAUGUGACGGUUACAAUAGACUUCCUGGUCAGACCACCGACAAAACCAAAUCUGCGACUGUGUCAUUAGUUCCUAUUAAUAAUGUCGAUGUUACCUUGACAAAAAGCACAACAGAGGUUGCCUUCGGAGCCUCUUUUCUUAUAACGUGUGUGGCUGAUGGUGGACGAAUUCCAUUCUAUCUGAAAUUGGAUCUUAGACGCCCUGACAGUUCAGUCGUUAACGAUAUCGUCCUUUAUAACAAGUCAUCACAAUCACCAGCCUCAGUUACAGUGAGUGAAGAGCUCAACACAUUGACUUAUAUCCACUCUGUAACAAGCUCCAGCUACGAUCAUGAUGGUACUUACAAAUGUCUGUCCAAGAACAGAGCUGCUUCUAAUAACGAACAAAACGAUGAGAAAUCCGAAAACAUCAUAGUGGUGAAAGAUGUUACAAGUUCGAUAUCAGAUCUUGGUAUAGUGAACAAAGGUUCACAGUUACAGAUCACUUGCUUUGCUGAAGGAAAUCGACGUCCUCAUGAAGUAGCUCUGAAGAAAAGUAAUCUAUCUGUGAUCACCUGGGCUUCUCCAGCCUCUGAUUGCACUGUUCUUCCGAAGUCGUACUACGAAUUUGUAUGUGUCUAUAAUAUGGGCAUUAUUGAUUAUUCCGAUGGUGGAAUAUAUAUGUGCGUGGGUAAAAAUAAAGCACUUGGAAACAAAGAAGUAAGCAGCAGUGUCAGUGCUACCGCAAAAAUAUCACAAUCUGUGCUAACAGUACUCAACCCGAACAGCGAAACGGAAUUGUCGUGGGGUAGUGAUCCACUAUCAAUCACUUGUUACAUCGAAGGUGGUCUUCAACCUCACAAAGCUACCCUUGAAAUUCCUGGUGGCACUACUAUAACUUGGACGCGUGAUUCUUCGAGUUCUACGAAUAAUUUUAAUUGCAAUGGUGAUCAUGAAGUAACAUGUGUUCAUGAAAUAACGUCUGACUCUUUCGACAAUACCGGGAAGUACAACUGUACGGGAUUCAACAUGCUCCCAGAGUCUUCAGCAGUGAAAGAAACGAAGGAGAGCGUGGAAGUAAUAGUUGUGAAAGAUGUUGAAGCAACACUUACUUCAAGUUCUACUUCUGAUGAAGUUGAUUUUGGAUCUGAGCUAACUCUGACUUGCAAAGUUGAAGGUGGAAGAACUCCAUUCUUCCUGUUGGUCGAAUUUGAUGAUGGUAGUAAUGUCGUUAAAACAAUAAUUAAAUAUGAGGACACGGAUCAAUCAAAUACGGAUCAAUCAAACAAGGUUACCCGUGAGAAGAAUUCCCUUGAAUAUGUUCAUACGAUUGGCAAAGUGGUAUAUGAGAACAAUGGCUCAUACAAGUGUACAGGGAAGAAUAAAGCUUUUAAGAACGAGGAAAAGACGAAUAAGAGUAUCAAAAAUGCUGUCGUUGUCAAAGACGUGGAAAUUGCACAGAUAAACGAUUUUGACACCGAUUUUGGAUCCUCCUUCACUUUUGACUUCACACUUAAUGGUGGUCGACCUCCACAUCUAGUAUCAUUGAAAAAAGGAAACCAAGUGAUUCUCGAUAUAAGCAUGUGUACUGGGACCAAUGAAAUGACAUGUUCUAGUACAAUUGGAGACAGUGAUGUGGAUUUUGAAUUUGAUGGAGCCUACACUGUGACUGCAGAAAACCGAGCAAAAAACGAUGCUUUGAAAACUACUACAUUAAACUUCACUGUAACAGUUUAUAAAGAAGUAACAUCUACUAUCAGCCCAAGUUUGGACAGUAAAAUCGCAUACAACGAAGACAUAACCAUCAAAUGUGAAGUUGUAGGUGGUCUGCCACCUCACCAAGUCGAUUUGAUUCUUCCGAAUCAAGACUCUAUGACAUGGACGAAAAAUGGGUCAGUGACCGAUCUUACAUGUUCUGGAGAACAUAUUGUAACAUGUAAAUAUACUUUGAUACCUGACUACGACUCAGACGGCGAAUAUAAGUGUAAGGGAUACAAUAAAGUCCGAAGUGUCAAAAAAGAGAUGGAGUCAUCAGCGGUAACAUUGAUUACUGUGAGAAAAACACAGGUGAAUGUCCCUGAAAAACCAAUAUCGGUUCUCACUAAUGGGGAGAUAAAAAUAGAUUGCAUCAUUGUGGGGAAGCCCUUGGUCGAUAAGUCCUCUGUUACCUGGACACAUAGUACAGAUUUGGAUUUGAGCGAAUUUGUGGAUACUGUAAAGGGAAAUCAAGAUGAUUUUACACUGAAUUCAACGCUAACCAUGAUAAACCCCUUAACAACGUACACUGGCACCUUUAACUGCAAUGUUGCAGAUGGGGAAAUAACUAUAUCAGGAUCUGUGGAAGUGUUUAUAGCUAACAAAGUAUACUUAGAAUCUCCAAUUGUAAGUCAUACUGGUGGGGAGUUCAGUGAAGAGGGUUCGCAGAUAACCGUCACUUGUCGCGUCGAAGGAUUUCCCGCUCCGUCAGCAAGUUUAACCUACGAGAAACAGGACGGUACACUGCCUACUAUUCAUAAUCCAGAAUCUACUGAUCCUAUAUCUACUACUUUAACGGAGUUUGUCUUCAAUGUCACAACCACGUGCGAUUAUGCAAAAUAUAAUUUCUCCUGUAACGCCCAAAAUAUGAUAUCUAGUCAAUCAUGUAAAUCAUCAACAUUGAUUAGUGGUCCUACCAUUACCGGAUGUGAAAACCACUCUGCCCCAUUUCUUGGAGUUUGGAUAGCAUCAGGUACUGCACUUAUUUUUUUCAUUCUACUUGUUGUGUUUGGGAUUUAUAUUCUGCGCUUACGAAAUCAGAAUAAUUCAUCUGCUGGAAAUGUGGUUUAUGUAAAUACUGGUGUUUCUAACCUGAAAGGAGGGGAGCUGAAGAUGGAAACGAGGGAAGCUGAAGUGAUUACCCCGUCUGGACACAACUAUGAUAAUGUUGUUCUCCAUGUUACCCCCGAAGAGGCUACUUAUGUCAACACAGUUGCUGGAACCUCGCCCACUACUGGUCACGUGUAUAAUGACGUUGUGAUACAAACUGUUGCUGCACCAGAUGAUACACCAUAUGAUUAUGCUCGAAAUGAAGACAUAAUAAGAAACAAUAUUAAAGAACCUACAAUUUAUCACAAUCAUGAGUUAAAGUGAACCAGCUUAAAAUGUGUGCUUUUUGAAGAAUAUGAAAGUGUAUAACAUAAUGCUUCUGAUAUUAUCCCACAUGGAAAGUCACUUCUGCGGUGCUGACUGAUGCUCUGUCAUUACCCUGGCGCUACAUUUAGUCUUCUCCACUGUAGUGACAGCGGGAUAGUGACAGAAGACUAUAACUUGAUUGUGCCCAUGAGUGCAACCACAUUCUGACUUAGGAGAGGAAAUAUAGGACUCAAAACAAGAAAGUCGGCUGUUAAAAACAUGUUUUUAACAAGCUUAUUUUCAAAGAUAUCAUAAUCGUUAUUAAUGUAUGGAUAUUGUUUUAUGGGAUGAUUAGAAGCCUUCCCAGUUCCCACAGCCACUGAUAUACAGCAACAACGCGAACACGGUUAGGACUUGGCUGAAUAUAUUCUUCAAUACUGGCUCGAUUGGGAGCCUUUAGCCAUACAUUUCCGUCUUCGAUUUUUUAAUCUAUUUAGACUAUCCGAUGUUAAGAAAGUUCAUAUUUUGAUUUUUUUAAACUGCUUAAUGUUAUAUUUCAGAUUUUCUUACAUAUUUG
Molecule: messenger RNA, 6595 nt
Organism: Bolinopsis microptera
Lineage: Eukaryota; Metazoa; Ctenophora; Tentaculata; Lobata; Bolinopsidae
Product: hemicentin-2-like
Exons: 26
Coding region: 1-6036 (2011 amino acids)
Biological process (GO): cell-cell adhesion
Cellular component (GO): cell-cell junction; plasma membrane
Molecular function (GO): cell adhesion molecule binding
Source: RefSeq, a predicted model, not a curated record